Coffea arabica (coffee) is the source of this 1635-nucleotide messenger RNA. Lineage: Eukaryota; Viridiplantae; Streptophyta; Magnoliopsida; Gentianales; Rubiaceae. The record is from RefSeq and is a predicted model, not a curated record.
UCACAAGUUCUGAUUCAAUUGUUCUUUAUUCACUUUAUAAAUGGGAUUUAUGUUAAUCUUCACUUUAGUAGCUUAUGAUUCUAUGACCAGAAAUUACUGGUAGAAAACAGGUUAACCUCGUUUACCUAUAGGACAAGGGCCUUCUGCAGGGCCUUUUUUCUUAGCUUCUAAAUUCUCUUGCCUGUGAUUCAACUCUCUAUUAGGAAUUUAUCUCUUGAAGGGAAUUGCAACGCUGUUAUCUGUGUACUUCUGCUGGUGCUUUCAGUUUCUCCUACCUGUCAAAGUUGCUCCUUGCUUUUCUUUUCCUGUUUCUCAGCUUCCGUUGUGGUUUGCUUCUCUUCUGCUGCUCAGACUCAAAUAAAGGAAACAAAUUUUGGACUCAUUUUUAUGUGACGCGUUCUUUGUCCUCUUCAAGGUUCUAUCUUUCAAUACAUACCUUGAGGCUUCCACCUCCUUUUAGGAAAGGCUCCUCUCCCUCUUCGUUGGUUCUCCUACUUCUUCUAACGAGUUUCAUUUUGGUUAUCUUUUCUUGCCGGUCUGUUUCUUGAUGAGGAGUUUAAAGCCAUCAUAUCAAAGAAGAUGAGCCUUGAUGGAUUUCACUAAGAGAGAGAUUUAUUUCCUUUUGAGGAACAUGGGGAAUUUUCACCGGAAACAGAAUGGCAAUGGAGUGGCUGAGGAUGGCUGCCACCCUGCUAGUCCAAGGCACUACAAGCACCUGUCCGGCGGCAUCACGACUUCUUUAUCUUGGCUGGAUUUGAGAGUUUUCUAUGUCAGGGUUAGCAAAUGUGAGAUCGAUGAUUCAACUCCCCAGUAUCUUACCUUAAAUCACGUUCCCCUGGACUGCAAUACCCUUCUGGAAGUAAAUGGUGUUAGAACUGGCAUCUAUUCGGAUGGCGUAUCAACCCUAUUAAGAAGAGAUAGGAUAGACAAGAAAUCUGAAGAAGUUACCUUCGUGAGUACUGACAGUAUUAGGACGACAGGGAGUGUGAAACUUGAGGUUUUUGACAAGGAUGUUCUUGUGCUGUCGGGAGCACUAGAACUGUGUAAUAGUGACGGCUUUACUGGCGCAGAUUCAAGAAAUCACGACCGGUGUUGGAGUUUGAAUUGCGACUCGGAUUUACCAGUUGGCUCUGUUCUCCUCAAGGGAAAUCAGUACAUGAACCUGGAGUCAGGCUCGCCAUCAAUCGAAGUCUACGUAGCUGGUUGCUUUUCAGGUUGUCCGAUUAUACUGACUAAGGCUCUGCAGCUUGGUCACAAGAGGAAGCAAAUGAGGAAGGCAAUGCUGGAUUCGAUUCCAGAACAUGAGACAACUGCAAACCAGAAAGAUGACUCAUCAUCUAUACACGGAAUGCAGGUCACUGAGCAGCAGAAUUGUGAUCCAGAAAUGGAAGAUUAUAGCCGCCGUCAUCCAGGGACGGAGUACAUAGAAGGAGGGGAUGGAGAACUGUCAUGGUUUAAUGCUGGAGUAAGAGUAGGCGUUGGGAUUGGUCUUAGUAUUUGUGUUGGAGUAGGAAUAGGAGUGGGAUUGCUAGUCAAAACCUACCAAGGAACGACCAGAAACUUCAGGAGGAGGCUAUUCUGAUUUAGUCUGUUCUUGUCGAAUUGAAAGCAUAAUUUGAUGCCGGCUUUUGUGAU